Xiphophorus hellerii (green swordtail) is the source of this 2694-nucleotide messenger RNA. RefSeq names its product charged multivesicular body protein 2A (gene chmp2a). NCBI's taxonomy places the organism in Eukaryota, Metazoa, Chordata, Actinopteri, Cyprinodontiformes, Poeciliidae. Gene Ontology annotation, biological process: vacuolar transport. The transcript has 6 exons. Bases 162 to 827 code for a protein of 221 amino acids. The record is from RefSeq and is a predicted model, not a curated record.
CCGUGGCUACGUCACUUCCCGGAAGGGCAACUGUAGCAACACGGAAGCGUUGGAAGAAAAACAAAUAAGCGUUUAAUUUUGAGUCUAUUUGAAGUCAGAGGAGAGCAACUGGGCGCCGUUUGUCUUCUGUGUUUCCCUGCCUUUGACGAAAACUGUGGUCUAUGAUGGAGUUCCUGUUUGGGAAGAGGAAGACCCCGGAGGAGAUGCUAAGGCAGAACCAGAGGGCGCUCAACCGGGCCAUGAGAGAUCUGGACCGAGAGCGAAUGAAGCUGGAGCAGCAGGAGAAGAAGAUCAUCGCUGACAUAAAGAAGAUGGCCAAACAGGGACAAAUGGACGCAGUAAAGAUCAUGGCGAAGGAUUUGGUUCGCACGCGGCGCUACAUCAAGAAGUUCAUCAUGAUGAAAGCCAACAUUCAGGCCGUCAGCCUAAAGAUCCAGACGCUCAAGUCUAACAACAGCAUGGCACAGGCGAUGAAAGGCGUCACCAAGGCCAUGGCCACCAUGAACAGACAGCUGAAGCUCCCUCAGAUACAAAAGAUCAUGAUGGAGUUUGAGAAACAGAGCGAGAUGAUGGACAUGAAGGAGGAGAUGAUGAACGACGCCAUCGAUGACGCCAUGGGGGAUGAGGACGAUGAAGAGGAGAGCGACGCCAUCGUCUCCCAAGUGCUGGAUGAGCUCGGUCUCAACCUGUCCGAUGAGCUGUCAAAUCUUCCCAGCACCGGGGGGAGCCUCUCCGUGGCCGGCGGAAAGAAGGCCGAGCCUCAGGCCGCCUUGGCCGACGCGGAUGCAGACCUGGAGGAGCGUCUGAAUAACCUGCGGAGAGACUAAAUGCGCAAGAACUGUCAGAGAAGCGCACUUUGGCAAGGGUCACCAAUACAAACGCACUCGAAUCUCUGCGUCUAGAUUCUUUUGGAGGCAUAAGUGGCCGACUGUUAACAGCGAGCAGGCUGUUCCAUAAGGUGUAUGGCUUUCUGUUUGAGGUAUUUUCAUUUACUGUGUGUGCUCUGUAUCUUAUCAUUACGAGGGUCAUUAUCCUUCAUAGGUCUAGAAAAUCCUCUUCGAUUCAGUUAAGACGCUGCCAAAUGACACACGUUGUCUGUACAGACUAACUUCUCAAAGCAUGAUGUAUUUACGGUUUAAAUCAACACUAAUUACAGAAUAUUCAAGGAAAACCAAAAAAAAUCUAGAGAUGUUAAAGAAGGCUAAAUUUUAUGACUGACAUUUAGAAAUGUCAGCGCAUUUUGUACAUGAGGUGGGUUUGGUGUUUUUUUUUCUAUCAUCAAUAUUAAAACGUUAUCAGCAUUUUUACUCUCCUUAAAUGUGGAAGGUUCUAGUGGAAAAUAUAGUUUAUUAUGAUGAUGGUUAUUGAAAUUUGACAAAGAAGGCUAUGUUCUGGAAAACACUCCUGGCGAUUCUUUUACUGACGUUUAUGAGAUCAGCAGUGUCCUUAUUGCAAAAUGUUAAGGAGUUUGUGGUGUGGUGAGUUUUUUUUUUUUUUUUUUUUUGAGAAAUCUUAAUUUUGGCUUUAUUCAAUAAACAUUUUUUUUCCAGAAGACUGGCGAAUGGGUCAGUUUUCAUGUGUAAAACAUGUCAUUAUUUGAUAUAUUUGGGACACUCUCAGUGUCUAAGAGCAGAUUGGGGAAUUACAUGAUUUGCACUUUAACAUGAAGGGUUCUUGUAAAUAGGUGAGAGAGGCUUUUUCAUGGUAUAAUUGUGUACUAAUCCUUUGUUUAGUUCAGUAAAGUAGCUGUCAAAACGUAAUUCCAAGAUUAUCUCUGUCAUGCCACUCAAACUAUAGAACACUGUCUGCAGUUUGUCUUUUUCAUGUUGCAUUUUGACCUAAUGGGUAACUUCAAGUUACAAUUUGCAGUCAAACCCUCUUUACUUCAUUUAGCUCGGACACUCAGAAUCAAACAAGUCAAUGAUUAAGCUGUUAAAAUUCUUAUUGAUUUACUUAAUAAGGUUAUUUGUGGGCAACAGAAGUUUAACAUGGACAAGACCUAAAACGGUCUGGCUGUUGACUCCGUCCUUGACCGUUCUUGAGGCAUAAACUGCGGGUUCCUAGUUGUUUAGUAGAUUCCAAUUGUUUCAUAACCCUGGGAUAAAUAACGUUUCCAACAUCUACCAGUUUACAAAGAUGGAGAGGGGGCAAAAAAAAUGGAAGAACAUGUGGGAAGGAAGGCAAAGCAAAGGAAGGGUGAAAGGAAAGAAGGCCAGAUAUGAUGGAAGAAGUGAGGAAGACAGAACUCUACGUAUAUGACAAAGUAAAAUAUAAAGAAAAUACAAUGAAGGUAAGACCAAAAGGAAUAAACAUUUGACAACAGGAUAAGGAAUAGUCUGGAAAUACAAAUAUAUCCUCCCCCCCCCCAGGACCUGGCAAAUGCCAAAGUUAAAUUUCAAAAUUUUUUAUGGUGCGUAGGAAGCAGUUUUGUGUAAGAACAAAACUGGAAAUCUGAGUCUAAAAAAGUCAGAAAUGAACACAUAAAGAUUAUGGAGGAACCAUGGAGAUAUCCAACUUAAAAUGAGUUACAUUGUUUCUUGUUGAUACACUCAUCACACCCCUUUGUUUAAUUUACUGCCUGAAUAAUUCACAACUCAGUUAAAUAAAUGCCUUAGACAACAAAAGCAUUGAUGAAUAUUAAUUUAGGAAAUGGACCAAAAAAAAGAAGGAAAAAAAAAAAGCAAAGUCAAAAGC